GGUGUGGCUUCAAUGCGCUGUGCGUCUGCUGCCGUACGCAAUCUGCGUUAGCGGACCGCCGCUCUUCCACUCCAGCAUCCCUGCAAUUUCAGCCAUGAGUUUCCUUCAUCUGAUAACUCUUCUUGCUGUGGCUCUUGUAGCGCGGUCUCAGACGCAGCUUUUGCGGGGCUCCUGCACUUUCGAGGCGGACAGCUGCGGCUACACGUCUGACCCUGCUUAUGCUGCCUGGACCAUCAACGAUGAAGGUCGCUUCAUCACAGCAGAAUCCUUGUCUUUUGGAGAAAAAGAGAAGCAUGUGCUGGUGAGCCCGGAGCUGGAGCUCAGAGACUGGAGCUGUGUGCGGCUGGUCUAUCAAAUCUCAGGCUCAGGGUCUCUUCAAUUGCACUUACGAUCCGAGGAGGAAAACUUUGACUACAUGUUAUGGAGUGCAGAGAAACCCUCAGACAGUUGGCUCAUCGCAAGUGUGGACCUCCGUAACAUUUCCGGAUCUUACCAGCUAUUAUUUGAGGCUAAACCUACCAGAGGAAUGGGAAAUAGUGUUGCUGUUUUUGAAAUACAUAUCAUACCUGGAUACUGUAUGGAGUGUAACUUUGAGGAGCAUCACUUGUGUGGCUACAGUAAUCAGUGGAAUCCCAAUGUGAACUGGUAUGUGGGUGGCAGUUUGGUCCGGGACCCUCGAUCAAAUCUUCCGGAUGACCACACCAUGAACAAUGGGAGAGGUCACUACAUGUAUGUGGACUCAGUUUAUGCUAAAAGGUUUCAGGAGGUGGCCAAGUUGGUGUCUCCGAUGACCACCACUCCAAUGACAGGGUGCUUGUCCUUUUACUACCAAAGGGACCAAGCCAUUGGGAAUUUCUUCUCUGUGUUUACUAAGGACCAGCUGGGCCACUAUGAAGAGAUAUGGAGGCCUGAUGUUUAUGCCACAUCAAGUUGGAAGUUAGUGCAAGUGGAUAUUAAGGCACCACAUCCUUUAGAGGUGGUGUUCGAAGUGGCGUUUAAUAGUGCUCGUGGUGGUCAUGUUGCUCUGGAUGACAUCUCUUUCUCCUCCGAGUUUUGCCACACAGAGACAGAGCCAGAGUUUGACCCGUCUGUUGCAAACUGUGACUUUGAGGAGGGCCUGUGUCAGUAUUAUCAGGAACAGACUGGAGGCUCGCUGUGGAACAAAGUCUCUGUCAAACCAAAUGUUUACCGCAUUGGAGAUCACACCACAGGCACUGGGUCUUUUCUUCUGACCAACACUCGCCAUGCCUCUCGUCCAGGGUAUGUGGGUCGUCUUUUUGGACCUUUCCUACCAGGGAACCAUAAAUACUGCCUCAGGUUCUACUAUGCCCUUCAUGGCUUCAUGAAAAUAGAUAAUGCUCUGGCUCUCUAUGUUUAUGAUGAAAACAACAUAGCCCAGGAGAAACUAUGGACUGUUUCUGAGAGGUCUAGAGAUGUUUGGACUGAGGUGGAAGUCACCUACCUGAAGCCCAUGUCUACUAAGGUAGCAUUUGUCAGCAUCUGUAGAAACUUCUGGGACUGUGGCCUUGUGUCUCUCGAUGACAUCUCUGUGACUCUUGGAGACUGUCGUGUUAAUGCAGGACCCUUGAAUCCGCCUCCAGGACACUGUAACUUUGAAACUGGCGACUGUGGCUACACCCAAAAAAAGAAAGCUAAAAAAGGACAUUGGCUAAGGAUUCGAGGUCAGACGCCUACAUCUUACACCGGACCCAAGGGGGACCACACCUUAGGGGUAGGUUACUUCAUGUACAUUGAGGCCUCCCACAUGUUACCCAAGCAGUCAGCCCAGCUGAUGUCCACUGAGCUGAGGGGCUCAUCCGUCCCGCAGUGUCUGAUCUUCUUUUACCACAUGUAUGGCUCGGGCACAGGGACCCUGAGCAUCCUUCUGCGUAAGGGGGACAAAGAAAGAUUGCUUUGGUCAAGGCAAGGAGAACAGAGCGUGUCCUGGAUGAAGGCCAUGGUGGAUUAUGAGUGUUACACAAGGCACUGGGUUAUAUUUGAAGCCACCAGAGGAUCCUCAAUAAGGAGUGACAUUGCGAUUGAUGAUGUUGUGUUUAAAAAAGGACCUUGCAAAGAUCCAGGAGACAGCGUCUCUUACUCAGGCUUCUCUGAAAAUUUCAAUGAGAUUGAGUACUGAGAGCGGCCCAGGAAUGCUGAUAUGUGUUUGUUUUUAUUUGUGUUUCACUGGGGACGAGGAGAGAAAAGAACAUUUGUUAUCUAGGCUCAACGGUGUUCUGCUAAUUCUAGUCACGGAGAGACACAUGCGUCAUUGUUCCUUCACAUUUAGGGGGUGUGAUGUGUCUAGUUCUUGAUAUAACCUGAUACUUUUGGAUCAUACGGGACAGCUUGGGACUGUCUUGGUUUUGAGUGUUUUGAUUAGAUGAUUGUUUUUGUUGUUUUUUAUUGUUUUGACAUUGCUUAGCGGCAUGCUGCUAGGUAGCAACGGUUUUCAGUUUGUAUUUGCAGAAGUGAACAGUUUCUUUUCAGUGUUUUUCUUUUUCUUUAUCAGUGUAAAACAUGAUUAACGAUAGAGUAAAACAUGUUUGCAAUAAUGAGAAAAUUCAGGUCGUGAGUUGUAUACAUUCUCACUCAAAGUGUUACAUUUAUUAAAUAACUUUUUAAAAUGAAAA
Danio aesculapii is the source of this 2630-nucleotide messenger RNA. It is a transcript of the gene mamdc2a, whose product is annotated as MAM domain containing 2a. The record is from RefSeq and is a predicted model, not a curated record. The transcript has 14 exons. Gene Ontology annotation, cellular component: membrane. Bases 95 to 2137 code for a protein of 680 amino acids. NCBI's taxonomy places the organism in Eukaryota, Metazoa, Chordata, Actinopteri, Cypriniformes, Danionidae. Gene Ontology annotation, biological process: nervous system development.